AGAAAAUGGAUUAGUAGCUGAGCUAAUGAGGGUGUUAGGAAAGCCGUAACUUUUGGAUGAAUCCACACACCCAUGGGAGCAUUGUUUGCCAGUCUGUCUUUAUAAAGGAACAGGGGAGACAAGCUCUCACUUGAGUUGGUUUGGUGGCCACAAAGCUCCACCAAAAGCCAAUCAGUGCCCUCCUCUCCUCUCUCCUCCGCCUCCUCUCUCCCUUCAGCCAUGAGAUCCUUCAGAUCUCAGACAGCAGCAGAAGGAAUAGAAUAAGGAAUCUAGGGGGAGAAAAGGAGAUGGAAAAAGAUUGAUAGGCCUGGAUUCUUGAUUCAUUCACCGCACUUCUUCUCUACCUUUCUCUUUUAUACUCUCUGCAAAUGAAGAAAGGUCGCACCUUUGUCACUGCUUCUGCUAUUUCUCUUCGUUUCCCUUGUCGUCUUGGGCCUGGUGACUCGAGGUUUUCUAGGGUUUAGGUUUUACGACAGGGAUCAUUGUGCUUGGACUCCUCGCUUGGUAGGUGCUUGUGCUUCUUCCAAGCUUCCAUCUUUCUCCUUGAUCUGCUUCUCCGAACAAAGGGAAGGCUCUCGGAGGCGCCAGAUGAAGACAACAAGAUCGUGGAUGGAUGUCCUUCCUUGCAGCACGAACCGGUUCGUUCGCCAGGAAAACGGCGGGAGGUGGACUCAGGAGGAGAACAAGCGCUUCGAGGACGCCCUGGCAAAAUUCGACGGAGACACCCCGGACCGAUGGGAAAAGGUGGCGGCUUUGAUCCCUGGGAAGACGGUGCCAGAUGUGCUUAGCCAUUACCGGGAAUUGGUGGACGACGUCAGCGAGAUAGAAGCCGGCCGGGUCCCCUGCCCUGUGUACUACGGGACUUCAUCUUUUACACUGGACUGGGAGAACAGUUAUGAUUCCGAAGGAUGGAAGAACACUUACUGCGCCGGCGGCGGCGGCGGCAAGCGAUCUGGUGCCAGAGCAUCUCAUCACGAGAGGAAGAAAGGAAUCCCUUGGACCGAAGAGGAGCACAGGCUGUUCUUGCUUGGACUGGACAAGUGUGGUAAAGGAGACUGGAGAAACAUCUCUAGAAAUUUCGUGAUGACCAGGACUCCUACUCAGGUGGCCAGUCAUGCCCAGAAGUACUUCAUCAGGCUCAACUCUGGCAGCAAAGACAAGAGAAGGACCAGCAUACAUGACAUUACUACUGUCGAUUUGCCUGAUAAUAAACCUCCCUCACCAUCUUCCCAACCAUCCACUGUUACCACACAAUCAAGUUUAGCUAUGACACCUUCAUUGUCAGGCCAAUUAUCCGCCAUUCUCGAUUCAGAUCAACUCGGUGAAGUAGCUAGUGUCUUCAAUCCAUCAUCACACGGCAAUAAACUCAUGCAGCGUCACUUUGGAAUAUCUCAACACAGGAUGAAACUACAACCUCAAAUGUUACCCUCGCUCAUGGAUGAGGUAUCGCUGAAUGUGACAUCCCAUAGAUAGAUGCUUGCUGAUGGAUCUUUUGGGAGGAUUGGCUGAUUCUGACCGCCUGGAAGUUUGAGAUUGAAAGAAAGAUUCGGAAUGCUUAAAUCGCCAGCAUGUGGUUUCAUAGUUGAAGCUCAAAAGCUUUUGCGUCUCUGUAUGGUAAACCAUUUCUACAGUAUUGGAUAUCAGGAGUGUGACCUCAGCAACACAAUCUCCUGAUGACUCGUAUCCUAAUUAUCAUCAAGAGGGAGUGUUGCUUGUUGGAAUUGGAUUAAUCACCAUGCUUUGCCUUGUGGAUUAUUAGGGAAGCAAGGAUAUCGUGGGCUGUUCUUUCUCACCAGGCUUGAUCAAAGUCAUGCUACUCUUGUUGGGUUAUCAGGUGAAGAGCUAAACCAUGUAGUUGGGUUUGUUGUCUAUUGAAUCUGUCAUGUUAAGCACAUCCAAUUGUUAGCAGAUGAGAGGAAGGGGCAUGCUUCCAUGUUAAAGCUGGUGUUGUAGAGCAACUCGGCAAUGGUCAUGACUCAUCGACCGUCGUUUCCUAUGUUCCUAACUCUGCAACUCUGCAAUGUUAAAGCAUAUCCAAUUGUUUCCACAGAA
Molecule: messenger RNA, 2052 nt
Organism: Musa acuminata AAA Group (dessert banana)
Lineage: Eukaryota; Viridiplantae; Streptophyta; Magnoliopsida; Zingiberales; Musaceae
Product: transcription factor DIVARICATA-like
Exons: 3
Coding region: 589-1473 (294 amino acids)
Molecular function (GO): DNA binding
Source: RefSeq, a predicted model, not a curated record